GCCGCCCUCCAUUGUCUCCACGGCGGCGAGGAGCGCCGGCGAGCGCAGCCUGGGACCGAUCGGGGCGGUGCGGCUGGCUGGCGGGGCCGGCGGCGGCUGGAGCCGGAGCGCGACGCCACGCGACCGCGGCUUCCAGAGCUCCGCCUGGCUUCCCCACCGCCGCGAGCCCUCCCGAGGCCUGGAGGAGUCCGGGCCGUCGGCCCCGGUCGUCGGGUCCUGAGACCGGGGACGCGCGCGGCGCCCCGAGCCUCCGCCGCUUCCUGCUGCGGGCGGGCGGGCGGGCGGGCGGCCUCCUCCGGCGCCUCCCUCCCUUCGCUGCGGCUCCUCAGGCUCUCUAGCCCGGGGGCGGCCUGUGGCGCUCCGGACCGCGCGUCUUCGGACCUUAAAGGAGAACAUGCAUUCGGCUUGGACUGUUUGAAAUUCUUAGUUUGGGGUCCCCGCUCGCUUGUUUUCUCCGCUCCGAGGAUUUUCUGAGGGUUUUCUUGCUUUUUUCAUUUCCUCCCCUCCGGGCUCUUUUGUAACCCCCACCCCCUUUAUGUUCGCCCAGCUCUCCACCAGCUUUUGAGUAGUGGGGGAGGGUUUCGGCCUCCACGUUCCCGCCCCACCGGGGCCCGGGCGAGCAUGGGGGGCAAGCAGAGCACGGCGGCCCGCUCUCGGGGCCCUUUCCCGGGGGUCUCUACCGAUGACAGCGCCGUGCCCCCGCCUGGAGGAGCGCCCCACUUUGGUCACUACCGGACGGGCGGCGGGGCUAUGGGGCUGCGCAGCCGCUCGGUCAGCUCGGUGGCGGGCAUGGGCAUGGACCCCAGCACGGCCGGAGGGGUGCCCUUUGGCCUCUACACCACCGCCUCCCGCGGGACCGGCGACUCAGAGAGGGCGCCGGGCGGCGGAGGGUCCACGUCGGACUCCACCUAUGCUCACGGCAAUGGUUACCAGGAGACAGGCGGCGGUCACCAUAGAGACGGGAUGCUGUACCUGGGCUCCCGAGCCUCGCUGGCGGAUGCUCUACCUCUGCACAUCGCACCCAGGUGGUUCAGCUCGCACAGUGGUUUCAAGUGCCCCAUUUGCUCCAAGUCUGUGGCUUCUGAUGAGAUGGAAAUGCACUUUAUAAUGUGUCUGAGCAAACCUCGCCUCUCCUACAAUGAUGAUGUGCUGACUAAAGAUGCGGGUGAGUGUGUGAUCUGCCUGGAGGAGCUGCUUCAGGGGGACACGAUAGCCAGGCUGCCUUGCCUGUGCAUCUAUCACAAAAGCUGCAUAGACUCCUGGUUUGAAGUGAACAGAUCUUGUCCAGAGCACCCUGCUGACUGACCCUGCUGGGCUGGCUUGCUGACUCCUCUCAAAGGUUUAUUUUAUUUAUUCCAAGUAAAUGCCCAGACCAGCUGACGGUGUCAGGCAAAUCAGGGACAUUUGCUCUUUUUACCUUCACCUCAAAACCUGAUGACAAGGGGAGAAGACAAAGCCAGGCUGAGUGAGGCAGGGGAUUGGACCCUGGCUUCAGAGUGCAGGUCCAAGUUGCCGGCUUGAUGUUUGGCUUCCGGGGGCCUUCCUGGGCUGAACCAGAUGCCCCUGCCGACCAACCUGCCCUCGGGGACACACUGCUGCCACCGUGACAUGCAGCAGCAGCUCUCGACCAGAUGGAGCUGACUUCUUCCGACCC
Molecule: messenger RNA, 1654 nt
Organism: Phodopus roborovskii (desert hamster)
Lineage: Eukaryota; Metazoa; Chordata; Mammalia; Rodentia; Cricetidae
Gene: Znrf1
Product: zinc and ring finger 1
Exons: 5
Coding region: 622-1305 (227 amino acids)
Source: RefSeq, a predicted model, not a curated record